UUUCUCUCGUAGUAGUAAGAGAUAAAAAAACAUGAUAGCACAACGUCCACUGGUGAUGUUGGCGGCGAUGAUGGCCGUGAUGUACAUGGCAGCAGCGGAAGGCCAUGGCGGUGGAGGAGGUGGAGGCGGAUAUGGUGGUGGCGGUGGAGGAGGUGGUGGAGGCGGAGGAUUUGGAGGCGGUGGAUUUGGCGGAGGUGGAGGGCAAGGAGGCGGUGGAUUUGGCGGAGGAAGCGGCGGCGGCAGCGGUGGAUAUGGGCGGUAGUAGCGGUGGCGGUGGAUUUGGAGGUAAUGGAGGCGGUGGAUUUGGCGGAGGAAGCGGUGGCGGCAGCGGUGGAUACGGCGGUAGCAGCGGUGGCGGUGGAUUG
Messenger RNA from Penaeus vannamei (Pacific white shrimp), 365 nucleotides. The record is from RefSeq and is a predicted model, not a curated record. NCBI's taxonomy places the organism in Eukaryota, Metazoa, Arthropoda, Malacostraca, Decapoda, Penaeidae.